AUGAACGGCAAAAUGGAGAAUCGUGUUAUUCCUCAGGAGAACCCAGAAAUCCCUAAGAAGGCUUAUAUAAAAGAUCCGGUUCUUAAUUUCCUUUCGAGGAGGACGAAAGCGAAAUCUUUGACUGGAAGUAGUUCGGAGAGUUCUAGUUUGGAAGUUCAAGAAUGGAAGGAUAGUUGGAAGGAGUACUGGUUAGAGAAAAAGUUCGAAGCAAUCAACUCGUCAGUGCCCCGUGGAGACGUUGUCAAUAUGCUAAGCGCCAGACCCUGGGGUGUCCCUUGCGGCGAUCCAAACCAACACGAUAUGCCAUGGGGCUCGUGCAUGUUACCCAUGGAAUGUGAAUCAGAGUUUAGAAUAUAUAGAGGUGAUGUCUUUUGCGGGAGAACACAGUUUGUUUGUUGUGGUCUGCAAAUAACCACUUAUGACAUGUAUCAGGGCUUCGAUAACUCAUUCGAAGAUUCAAUGCUGGCAACAAGUUCAGAAGAGAAACGAGAAAGAGAAAAGGGAUCCAAGGAAAAUAAACGAAAGAAAAGGAUGAGAGAGAAACGAAGGAGGAGACGCGACAGACAGAGGCGCAAACGUAAAAUAAGGCGGACCAUGGUGAAAAUCCGGAAAGAAAUAAAGAAAAUAUUGAGUAAAAUAUACAGAAAUGGAACUUCAAUGAGGAAGAAGAAAACGAAACAGCUUAAGAAGUUCGUUAAACAUUUAAAGAAACAGUACAAAAAGGAUAGGAACGCCGUUAAGAAGAUCCAUGUGAAUGUUAUCAAGGACAUCGAUGAGCAACUACAGCAGAAGCUGAACCAAUUGAAGGGCAUGAACACCCAGUUUAUGAAGAAUAGCACAUUUAGAGACAUCGUCGUCAACGGGACCAUCACUCCCCAAGUUGCUAGAAUCUUGAUGGAAAAUUACCCAGAGAUAUCGAGUAUGCUACGUGCUAGAAAAUCCAAUUAUGAUUAUGCAGAAUCAAAAGAUCUGAAUUACGAUGUGGAAUACGGAUAUAUCUAUUAUUAAAUUUAAUUUGUACUUUUUUUUCAUUAAACUUAAAGUCCGAAAUACACUCACAAAUUGAGAUACAGGUGAAAAAAACGAUAGGUAUAAAAGUGUAAACGAAUGUAUAACAAUAAAAAGAAAAAAAUUCAAACUAAAAAAGUGAAAAAUAAUAGUUAAGUUAAAAGCGGUUAAAUUUUUCAAAAAACAUUGAAGUCGGGUUGAGGUUUUCUGUAGUUUAUUAAAUGAUAACCACCUGACUUCAACGUCUCAUGAAAAAUUCAUCCGCUUAUAAUAAGUGUUAUUUUUCACACUUAAAGUAUAAAGUCGGUAUAUUUUUUUCAAAAAACAAUUUAUUUCAUUAUUUUUAGGGAUAUAUAUAUAGAUACUUGUAGUUAUCGAGUUGGGUACGGUUUUGAGUUAGGCGAACGACACCCUGAUAACAAGUCCGGAACAAAUCGCCG
Messenger RNA from Diatraea saccharalis (sugarcane borer), 1448 nucleotides. The record is from the annotation of a GenBank genome assembly. Lineage: Eukaryota; Metazoa; Arthropoda; Insecta; Lepidoptera; Crambidae.